This is a messenger RNA of Sclerotinia sclerotiorum 1980 UF-70, 576 nucleotides long. RefSeq lists its product as hypothetical. Lineage: Eukaryota; Fungi; Ascomycota; Leotiomycetes; Helotiales; Sclerotiniaceae. The coding region runs from base 1 to 576 and encodes 191 amino acids. The record is from RefSeq and is a predicted model, not a curated record. Gene Ontology annotation, cellular component: mitochondrial ribosome; mitochondrial large ribosomal subunit. The transcript has 3 exons. Gene Ontology annotation, molecular function: structural constituent of ribosome. Gene Ontology annotation, biological process: mitochondrial translation.
AUGAUAUGCAAUGCUAGACAAAAGGAGAAAGGGGGAAAGCCGACGGGCCUAGAAUAUCUUGAGGUUGGUUCUCGGGUUCGGGAUGAUGAAUCGAAGCGAAACAAAGUUAAGGUUGAUGAGGAUCACGGAUUAUACGAGUUUUUCAGACAUAAGGACAAGGCACUCAGUACGCCAGCUGAGGAGGGAAACCAUGGAAGACCAUGGAGUGCAGAGGAGUUGAGGGGGAAGAGUUGGGAGGAUUUACAUUCACUUUGGUGGAUUUGCUGCAAGGAGAGGAAUCGCAUUGCUACGGAAAGCUACGAGAGGGACAGAUUGGAGGCGGGGUAUGGUGAGGAGGAUUCGGAGAAGAGGGAUAUGACUGUUCGGAGAACACAAAGGGCUAUCAAACAGGUUUUGACUGAGAGGUACUAUUCUUGGCAAGAAGCCCAGGUUGUUGCAAAGGAUGAUCCAGAAAUCGAUCUUUCAGGUCAAGGGCCAAUAUAUACCCCUAGAGAUUUCGAGGAGGAUAUUGAGGAAGAGGUUUUAGCUGAAAGCGAAGGGGAGGUAGAGCAAAAGCCUGCUCAAAUCACAGCUUAG